CUAGUGGUUCAAGCGGUCACGAUAGUUGUAGUGGUAGAUCAAGAAGUUAUGAUAGUUGUAGUGGUGGAUUAAGAGAUCGUGGUAAUUGUGAUGGUGGAUUAAGAGGUUGUGAAAGUUGUGGUAGUGGAUCAAGAGGUCAUGAUAGUCAUG
Funneliformis mosseae is the source of this 150-nucleotide messenger RNA. The record is from the annotation of a GenBank genome assembly. Lineage: Eukaryota; Fungi; Glomeromycota; Glomeromycetes; Glomerales; Glomeraceae.